AUGGGUACAUCUGAAGAUACCGUUUAUUACUCUCUCUAUUUUCCUUUUUCAUCUUUAAUACAGCCUUCAGACCAAACAUCAUCUCUUCAAGAAACAAGUGCUUUGAUUUUAUCUGAAUUACAUCAGUUUCUUAAUGGGUAUAUUUGGCAUAAAGAUAAAUUUCAAUUAAGAAUUGUGCAAAAUGAAUCAGAUCCAAGUUUUCCUUUCUUAUAUGGUAAAACAAGGUUUGGUGAUUGUAUUGACGAUGAAUGCGUCUCUGAUAAUGAUGGCGAAUUUUUGUUAAUCGAAGCUGCUACACAACUACCCUCAUGGUUGAAUCCGAGUAAUAGUGAAAAUAGGGUUUUUAUAUAUCAAGAUCAAUUACAUAUAAUCCCUUUACCAAAAGCUUCUGCUGAAAUUGCACAUAUUCCAACUGGAACAUUAUCUGUUGAAAAAGCGAUUCAAUUAGUACGCAACGAUGUUGUUGAUACCAAAGCUGAUAGUAAGGUACAACAAGUUGUAUUUUCAAGAACUUUAGAGUAUCCAGAAAAGAUCAAUCAAAAUUUUCAUUAUGCUCGAUGUCAUCUUCCAAGAACUAUAGCUCAUGUCUUGCAUCAUAAUCCUCAACUUGUUGCUCCGGCUGUUGAAGCAUUUUAUACACGAGAUCCUAUUGCAUUAAAGUCUUGCCAAAAAAUGCAAAAAUUUCCUCCAUAUACAUCAAUUACUGUUAGCGUAAAAUUUACAAAAAUUUUAUAUGCUCAAAUUGUAAGUCAACGAUUUAAUGCACCAAAACCAUUUAUAAUGCCAUUGAGUACUUCAAAAAAGUAUCCAUCUGCUGAAUUAGGAAUGAAAUUGGCAUGUGGAUUUGAAAUUCUUUGUACUGAUAAAUAUUAUACAAAUUUAUCACCUAAACCUAAUAAAUUGAAUACUGAGACCUAUCCAUUUGAUUCUGAUCCUUCGUGGAAAUUAUUUCACGCUAAUUUGAUCAUGCAAAAUUAUUAUCACGGUGAAUUACCAGAUUCUAUUUUGUACAAACAGUUGGAAAAAAUCGCCAAAGAGCAAUUUUUAAAAUAUCAAAGUCAUGUUGAGUUGUUAGAUGAUUCAGAAAAUUCAUCUCCAUUAGAACAAAUAGAUGAAAUAUUGAAACUACCAAUGGCUUCUGAUGAAGUAUUAAUGUCAAAUAUUAAGCAAAGCGAUGAUAGUUGGAUCAACGUUGAUCCAAAACAAUUAGAUGAGUUGCUUAAUGCAACUAAUAAGAGUUAUGAAGAGAUUCCAAGCGAGUCUGAUGAUGAAUUGAACCCUAUUGAUUUGACCAAUAUGAUAGAUACAUUUGAAAAAUUUUUUGAUUUUGAAAGUGGUGUAGAAGGGGCUGAGUUUCCAGGUGAACAUAUAUCUGACGAGGAUGAUAUAUAUAUGGAUGGCGAUGCAGAUGUAAAAGUUGAUCCAACUGAAUUUUUAAGAAUAAUGAAACAAACUUUGGGCAUUUCUGAGCAAGAAUAUAGAGAAUUGGCAAACGAAAAAAUAAGGCAGGAAUCUGAUCAGAUUACAAGGGAGCUUAUGGAAUCAAAAUCAAUAUCCUCACAACAACUCUCAUCACUUGACAUUUCUGAAUCAUUACGUGGAAAGAUGAAAGAGUCAAAUAAUGACAUUGACAUGGACGCAUACAUGCGGGCAUUAGACGCUGAAUUGUCGUCAUCAAAAAUUUUCGGAUCGUUUAUAAAAACGCCUCAAGAGGCUUUGAAUCAAUCACUAUCGGAGGAUAAAAUAAACAAUUAUGAGUAUGAUGAUGGUGAAUUAAAUGAGCCAGUUAAUAUUAAUUUAAAUCUUGCUAAAAAUUUGUUGGAAAGUUUUAAAGCACAAGAAGGACUACCUGGACCAGUUGGAAAUAUAUUUGGAAGAAUGGGAAUAG
This is a messenger RNA of Cetraspora pellucida, 1888 nucleotides long. The record is from the annotation of a GenBank genome assembly. Lineage: Eukaryota; Fungi; Glomeromycota; Glomeromycetes; Diversisporales; Gigasporaceae.